AUGUUUGUGAGUCCGUGUUCUCGCUUGGGAACGCGUCACGCCCAACGCGUACCGCAGUAAUUGAGGUCGCGUCGAGCAGGACGAGCACGCGUCGUCAAAGCCGGUUCACGCCGUAGCACGCGUACCUCACUGGUCCAACUGCAUCCUCGCUCUCGUCGAGGGUGUUUGGAUGGAGCAGACAACCAGAAAGAAUGUCAUGUCGAUGUACGCAGAGCGCUGAGCCGAGCGAUUCAUCGCAUCAAUGCCCUCGCACGCCCACAGGAAGCGCGUCUCGAACAAGCCGAAGUGCUCAAGAAGGUACGUUGCAGACUCUGGUCAGGGUACUUCACGAGGGUGUUGAACAGCGAGCUGAUGUGCUGCGUGUCGGCGUCAUCGUACAGGUCCUCGAUGGUCAGUCGCGUGCCCGUCCAGUCCUGGUGGCCCCAAGUCAUCCAAGGCACUUUUGACCACCCAUGCUUACGCUCGACUACACUCCUCUUCACCGCAGCCAUCAAGGAGUUGGUCACCGAUGCCAACUUUGACUGCUCGGACGAGGGUCUUGUAAGCUAACCCUUUCUUCACGAGAUGACUCCAAAGCAAAUCGUGGUGGCUGAACUCUUUCCCUUCGCGUCGGCCCUCGACGAUCUUGCGCUUCCCUUCCCUCACCUGCACAGAAACUGCAAGCCAUGGACAACUCCCACGUCGCGUUGGUCUCGCUCCAGCUCGACGCUACUGGGUUCCAGAGGUAUCGAUGCGAUCGCAACAUGUACGUUCCGGGCGAGCUUGAGGGGACGCGCAAGGCGACGCGUCGUGUGCCCGCCGACUGCGAUGGUUCAUCUGUGUGCUCAUGCGCGAUUUCGUCUCUUUUCCAGGUCCCUCGGUAUGAGUCUGCAGAGCUUGCAGAAGAUCAUCAAGUGCGCCAGCAACGACGACAUCGUCACCCUGCGCGCUGAUGAGAGCCAGGAUGUCCUCGGUCUCUUGUUCGAGAAUGGCAGUCAGUCUACUCUUCCUUGGACCGUCCCUACCAUGGGUCCAAUGUUGGUUAAAUGUAUUGAACUGACGUGUUCGCCUCUUGAUCGAAACCGCUUGGCCAUUUUCUUCCUUCCUUCGUCCGAUGUUCAAUUUUGCGCUCUCUCUUACCAGAGCACGACCGCAUGGGAGAAUACGAGAUGAAGCUAAUGGAUAUUGACCAAGAGCACCUUGGCAUUCCCGAGACCGUUUACGACGCCGAGAUCAGUCUCCCCUCGGCCGAGUUCGCGCGCAUCAUCCGCGACCUCAAGGAGUUGGGAGAGAGCGUCAAGAUCGAGGUCUCCAAGGACGGCGUGAGGUUCUCGUGCGAGGGUGAUAUUGGUACGGCGGCUGUUACGCUCAAGCAGAGUGAUGGGGCUAAGGAUGGGGAGAGGAUGGAGCAGGAUGACGAGGAGGAGGAGGAGGAGGAUGCUGAGGAGGAAGAGGAGGAGGUCGCUGAGGAGGAGCCCAAGGAGGAGGAGGAUGCGGUAGGUCAAGCUUCCCUUUUGUGGUGGGGCUCAGGAAGGUCUGACCGCUGAUUUGCUUCUUUGACCUCGCGUUGAACAGGUCGUCAUUGAUGACGAGGAUGAAGACGAGUCCGAUGUCAAGCCCAAGAAGAGCAAGAAGAAGGCCGUCAUCGUAGACGACGAGGACGAGGAAGCCGACGAGAAGCCCAAAGUCGAUGCCGACGAGGAAGACGAGGACGAAGAGGAGGUGGUCGCGAGUAAAAGCAGCAAGGGCAAGAAGGCGGCUGCGAACGGGAAGGACAAGUCCAAGAAGCGCAAGGCGCCGGAAGCGAAUGGCAAGAAGGGAAAGAAGGCCAAGGGCGAUGUUGAUGCUGCGGCCGCGCGCAAGGUCACCAUCAAUCUUUCACAGGUCAGUCGCGCAGGUACUGCGAGGUUUGCUUGUGGAUUAUGGCUUGCUCAUGCGCUUUUGAUGAAAUCUUCUUUCAUAGGCGGUCAACUUGACUUUCUCGAUCAAGUACUUGAGCAACUUUGCAAAGUCGACACCUCUGAGCGAAACCGUUCGCGUAAGUUUUUGGAUUAACUCAGCCGAAAGAAGUCUGGCAACCGGAAGCUGAUCCGAUUCGUCCGCACGUUCGAUAGCUGCACAUGUCGAACGAGGUGCCCUUGCUCGUCGAGUACCCGUUCGAGGGCGGACACAUCCGAUACUACCUUGCACCCAAGAUCGCCGUAAGCUGCCCCACAUCCGCCCCUGUAUCCAUCUCGACUGACACGUUCUAUUCCGCCCGAAUGAUAGGACGAGUAA
Microbotryum saponariae is the source of this 2256-nucleotide messenger RNA. The record is from the annotation of a GenBank genome assembly. Lineage: Eukaryota; Fungi; Basidiomycota; Microbotryomycetes; Microbotryales; Microbotryaceae.